Molecule: messenger RNA, 2439 nt
Organism: Rhinocladiella mackenziei CBS 650.93
Lineage: Eukaryota; Fungi; Ascomycota; Eurotiomycetes; Chaetothyriales; Herpotrichiellaceae
Product: pre-mRNA-splicing ATP-dependent RNA helicase PRP28
Exons: 1
Coding region: 1-2439 (812 amino acids)
Biological process (GO): mRNA splicing, via spliceosome
Cellular component (GO): catalytic step 2 spliceosome
Molecular function (GO): RNA helicase activity; RNA binding; ATP binding
Source: RefSeq, a predicted model, not a curated record
AUGGCAAAUACAAUGGUGAACGGCCACCAUGAGAUUGACAUUCCAGCACCUCCUAUUGACCCUGUAUCAAGACCACAGACACCUCCCCCUCCUCCAUCAGAUACGAAUGUUCCUCCACCACCGCCUGACCCGCUACCGCCACCUCCAUCUGACGAACCUGAAUCAGUCGAAAAUGAUUUGAGACCUCAGCCGCCCAAAAAGAAAGGAUGGGGUUCGACAAAGACCCAGAAAGCAACGCCUUUGAGCGUCGAGGAGCUCUUGAAAAAGAAGAGAGAGGCUGACUUGGCUGCCAGCAAGCCAAAAUUUCUGUCUAAGGCAGAGCGUGAAAGGCUUGCCCUGGAGAAACGAGCUAAAGAAGUUGAGGCUGCGGCGGCUGCAAAAUUUCCAAAUGAGGCUCUCCAAAACGGUUUAGCCACUUCGCACAGUGAACUCGAGCCGGCCAAGUCAAAUUCAGCUCCGACUGGACCAAAAGCGCUACGCAACGGAGAAGUCCCGACUGGCCCUGCGGCAAUGCGCUCAAGAGAACAUAACAAAGGAGUAGACUUUGCACCGCCUACGGCUCCCAAAUCAGGGUCAUUUGGUGGCGACUCAAAGGGGCAGAAACGGCAAUCAGAAGAUCAGAAUGAGAAGGCAGAAGCGGAAAUGAUUCGACAGAGGUAUAUGGGCGCCGAUAUGAAUGUGUCCACAUUCUCCGCGGUCAAGAAGCGAAGACGGACGACCGAAAAGAAGUUUAAUUUUGAAUGGAAUGCCGAAGAAGACACUGCUCCAGAUUACAACCCCAUCUAUAACAAUCGUGCCGAAGCCAAUUUUUUUGGACGUGGCCGACUGGGUGGAUUCGAUGAGCAGGUGGCCGACCUCUCUGCACGCAAGUAUGCUGAGGCGUUACAGUCAAGAGACACAGUGGCCGGUGCCGCUCGUGCCCAAGAAAUUCUCGAAAUGGAGAGGAAAAGAAAAGAAGAAUCUGGUCGGAUGGCUAUCGACAAACACUGGAGCGAGAAGAAACUUGAGCACAUGCGAGAACGAGACUGGCGAAUUUUCAAAGAAGACUUUAAUAUCAGCACCAAGGGUGGAGGUAUACCGAAUCCUAUGCGUAACUGGAAAGAGUCGGGACUCCCGCUGCGGUUAUUGGAGAUCAUCGACCAGGUUGGAUAUGUUGAGCCUUCACCAAUUCAACGAGCUGCCAUUCCAAUUGCCCUGUCAAAUCGAGAUCUCAUCGGCGUGGCAGUGACGGGAUCUGGAAAAACAGCUGCAUUCCUGCUUCCUCUUCUCGUCUACAUUGCAGAACUACCUCGACUGGAUGAAGACGACAUGCGUCGAAACAAUGGACCGUAUGCCAUCAUCCUAGCUCCUACCCGUGAGUUGGCGCAGCAAAUCGAAAUCGAAGCUCGAAAAUUCUCCUCUCCUCUUGGUUUCACCGUUGUCUCCAUCGUCGGCGGGCACUCGAUUGAAGAACAAGCUUACAAUCUCCGCAACGGCGCGGAAAUCAUUAUCGCAACACCCGGUCGUCUGGUCGACUGCAUUGACCGUCGUAUUGUUGUCCUAGAACAAUGCUGCUACGUGAUCAUGGACGAGGCAGACCGCAUGAUCGAUCUUGGAUUCGAAGAGCCCGUGAACAAAAUCCUCGACGCAUUACCGGUUGGGAACGAGAAACCCGACUCGGAUGCUGCCGAAGAUACUCGCGCCAUGUCCCGCCGCAUCGGAGGAAAGGACCGUUACCGUCAAACAAUGAUGUACACGGCCACCAUGCCCUCGGCCGUGGAGCGGAUUGCACGCAAAUACCUCCGACGCCCAGCAAUCGUGACGAUCGGUAACGUAGGCGAAGCAGUCGACACGGUCGAACAGCGCGUCGAGUUCGUCUCUGGAGAAGACAAACGCAAGAAACGACUCCACGAGAUCCUGACCUCAGGCGAAUUCCGUCCGCCGAUCAUCGUUUUCGUGAACAUCAAACGCAACUGCGACGCCGUGGCCCGAGACAUCAAGCAAAUGGGCUUCAGCUCAGUGACGCUUCACGGUUCCAAGACACAGGAACAGCGAGAGGCAGCGUUGCAGUCGGUGCGUGAUGGUAAGACGGACGUUCUGGUCGCCACCGACCUCGCGGGCCGUGGUAUCGAUGUCCCCGACGUCUCGCUCGUCGUUAACUUCAACAUGGCGACCUCUAUUGAGUCUUACACACAUCGUAUCGGCCGUACCGGUCGUGCCGGCAAGAGCGGGGUCGCUAUUACUUUCCUCGGUAGCGAGGAUACAGAUGUUCUUUAUGACCUCAAGCAGAUACUACAAAAGAGCAGCAUUUCCCGCGUCCCUGAGGAACUCAGGAAGCACGAGGCUGCGCAGCAGAAGAGCCAAAGAGGUGGUGGGAGCGGUGGCUCCGGUGCAGCGAAGAAGGGUGCUGGUGGUGAUGAAAGUAGUGGCUUCGGUGGGAAAGGGGGUGCUGCGUGGUAG